CCCCAUGGAAAGUGAGAGAAGAGAAAUCAGCGAGGCUGCUUCCGGGAUAAGAGGCGCGUAAGAUAAGAGAGCUGGUUUGGUUGAAGCGCCUUUAAUCAACCGGAAGAAGAAGACGUCCACGCGCCCUCGCACGGAACCGAGGACGUCGAGUCACACAUAGUGCAAGAUGUCUUACUCAUCCCGAAGUUCCUCUCGCGCCUCUGACUGUAAGGUCUAUGUUGGUGACCUUGGCAACGGUGCAGCCAAAGGUGAACUUGAACGAGCCUUCAGUUACUACGGACCACUGAGGAGUGUAUGGGUCGCCCGAAACCCACCAGGUUUCGCCUUCGUAGAGUAUGAGGAUGCCAGAGAUGCAGAGGAUGCCGUAAAGGGGAUGGACGGAAAGGUGCUUUGUGGAGCCCGCGUCAGAGUUGAGCUGUCAACUGGUAUGUCCAGAAAGUCCAGAUUUGGGCGUCCCAACCGCAGGCAAUUUGACCCAAAUGACCGAUGCUACCAGUGUGGAGAGAGCGGCCAUUAUGCCUACGACUGCUAUCGCUUCAAUAAGAGGCGUGGCCGACGCAGCAGGUCAGCAUCUCGCUCUCGGUCCAGAUCUCGUGGCCGGCGCUACCGCUCUCGUAGCCGUAGCAAUGAAAAGAGGUACCGUUCACCUUCAUACUCAAAACGCAGAAGCAGGUCUGCCUCUCCAGCCCGCUCCAGAACCCCUGUGCGGCGCUCUCGUUCCCCUGUCCGCAGGUCAAAAAGCCCUGUCCGAAGAUCCAGGUCCCGAACACCUGUCCGUAGAGACAGUCGCUCCCGUUCACGCUCUGGUUCCAGACAAAGGAAACGUAGUGUAUCCAGAUCUCGGUCUCGUUCAGUCAGUCAUAAGAAAGAAAGUCAUUCCAGGUCUGCCAGCCCAAGGAGAAGUCCAACCCCAGAUGCUGACUGAUCUGAAUACUGGUGUUUCACCUCCAUUCCCCACCUUUGCCUCAGGGCUGUUAUGUAUUUUAUUUCCUCCAUGAUUUCAAUCCUUGUUUUACUGUAGCUACAAAGCUCUUUUUUUUUUUUUGUUGACAAAGCUCCUCACACCUUGUAAAAGCAUCACUAUCAUCUCAUGAAAGCUUGUGUGUCAUUUUCUUCAUGUAUCCCUCUUGUCACUUUUUUUUUUUUUAUAAAGGAUUUUAAGCUCCAUUGUUUUAUUUCAGUGUUGAGCCAAUGUCCUGUGGUCAGUGGAUUGUAGGUAAGGUGGUGAAUGAGCUGUGUUGUGAUUAGCCAGUGUAUUGUAUGAGAUGAAGAGUAUAUGCUGUGAUUUUUGUUUGUUGUAGAAUGUUUUUUUUUUUGUUGUUGUUUUCCUUUUACAUUGAAAAUGGCAAUGAUCUUUUUAAUAAAGUAAAGCUUUACAAACUCAA
Messenger RNA from Myxocyprinus asiaticus (Chinese sucker), 1385 nucleotides. Its product is annotated as serine/arginine-rich splicing factor 7-like. Lineage: Eukaryota; Metazoa; Chordata; Actinopteri; Cypriniformes; Catostomidae. Gene Ontology annotation, molecular function: RNA binding; zinc ion binding. Bases 167 to 925 code for a protein of 252 amino acids. The record is from RefSeq and is a predicted model, not a curated record. The transcript is spliced from 9 exons.